Messenger RNA from Rotaria socialis, 1772 nucleotides. The record is from the annotation of a GenBank genome assembly. Lineage: Eukaryota; Metazoa; Rotifera; Eurotatoria; Philodinida; Philodinidae.
UACUGCAAAAAUCACCUGUACUUGAAAGUAUUUGCGAUUUUUGCAGUAUUGCGCGCUUUUCUGUAGUACAGAGAUUGUACAUGAAUUAUGUAUCAAUGUAUCUGAUAAAGGUCGUUAAGGUAAACAAAAUGAGCCUAUUGGGUAUGGGUCUAUUCCGAAUUGGCAAAAAAUUUCUUGUUUAAGUACUUUUUUUCUUCAAAAGUACUCGUCCUAGCUCUGGAUGGAGCUAUGCUUUAUUUAAUUUCUACAUACCAUGAAUCGCGCCGAUUACAUAUAGAACACAUGUUUAAAUACUCAACCAUCAGAGAGAACAAAAAAGCAUGAGUGGUGAGGACAAAUAUCAAGGACAAUAAUAUAAGAACAAAACGCAGAGCUAAAGCAAAAUGAUUAGUAAGGAGAAAAUAGUAGUUACGCUUAAGCUUCAGUUGUAUAGGUAUUUCGUAUGCAGGUCGCAUAUGAAAAAGAUAAGAACAUUGUGUUAUAAAAUAGAUGAGUUAAUAUCACGUUCUUCAACCUUUCAUCUGAUAAUAUUUUUCCACGUCAUCACCACUCUUGAUAUUACUUUUUUUCCCUUCUCUUCGCCUAUUCCCACUAUGCGACGAGUCAAAAUAAGCAAGAAAAACACAACUAACUAAUACAUUGAGUUGAACCAUUUCCAAAUCCCAAAGAGUUUCUUGUGUGGAAACAUUUUCCUUUAAUGUUUUCUAGGUAUUUUAAAUAAGUUUUGUUUUAUUUCAAAGAUAAUGCGGAAUCUUUUAUGGGAAAAAAUGGAAGUUGGCAUAUUAUUCGCUACUGCCUAAUGUCGGGUUUGUUGCCGUCAUUUGCAUCGGCUGCUCCCACGAUGUGAGCCCGGGUGUGGGCAUGAGUGUGUGGUGUGGGUGCGGAUCGUCCGAAAAUCCAGUCACUGACACGCACACCCACCCAAGAUUUAGUAUGUCUGCUCAUCAUAAUGUAAAUUUAGGAAAUAACUCUGAUUUUCCGUCCAUCGCAAAAGAUGUUAGUGAUUUUGAUAAUUCAUAGUAGCAUGAACUCAUUUACUUACUUCAUCUAUUCGUAAUGAAUCUUAUGAAGCAAACGACAAAAUACUGAAUGUAAUACGAAAUGCUAAGUUGAAAACAGAUAUCGAAUUUCUUGAGACAACGUGUUAAGGGUUAAUUAAUCUAAUAGAAGCAUCAAAUAAUUUUUAUUUAAAUAUUCAUUAUGACGAAAAAAUUAAUCAAACAAGCGACCAGCAAUUGACAGUAAAUAAAUCUAUUUUCUUUUUUUUUUAAUAAAUAAAUUGUUUUUAUUUUAAGCCUGAUGUUAUAAUUGCAUCAUUAAGUCAAAGGUUAUCAUCAACAAUAACAACAAAUCUAGAAUUAUUUUUAUUGAAAAUAAAAGCUGAAUAUGAAUAUUCACCAUUUGGUGAACAAUUAUUAGGCUAUGAAUUAACUGGACAUGAAUCUUCUUAUUUUAUUCAUCGUAUAAAUCAACAAAAUUUACCUAGUAACUCAAAAUUCUUUGAUUGUGAAAUGUUAAUUUUACCACCUUAUCAACGAAAAGGUCACGGACGACGUCUUUUAACAGCAAUUUAUGAAGAUUUACGAACAAAUUCACGUGUUCAAGACAUUAAAGCUGAAGAUCCAUCGGAUGAAUUUGUUGCAUUACGUGAUCUUGUUUCACUUGAAUUAUGUCAUAAAUAUUUACCAGAUUUAUUUUCUAAAGAAUCAAUACUUAAAACUGAUCGUGUAACAAAAGAAAUGAUUGAUAAAGCACGAGAAGUUUUAAAUUAA